AUGGAAGCCAACAAUUCGCCAACCUGCCAAGGCCUUCCUGCUCAGGUCAUCUCGGGCGUACUACUUCAAAGCAUGCCCGAGUGCCAACUUCUUUCUUUCGAUGACAUCUACGAGAGCCUGUCGGAUUGCCACGAUGUCGCACCUCUCACUGUGCGCUACCGGAUCCUGGGCAACUUCAUCAAGGAUGACAACACUCAGGUCACCCAAGCGCGCAGCAUCCUGAUCGAGCAGGUGCUACGCCUGAUCUCUCAGUCUUCGCCAACAAAGACGCCUUUGGUAUCAUUUCCAGUGAUUGCAGGGCAGGCAAACUUUGUCGACAUCCAAUUCUCCAACAGGGCUGAAGUGGAACAGGCGAGCAAACUGGUCCUUCAGCUCCAUGGCAACAACGUCGUCUUCUUUGGCAGGGGCAGCACUCUGCCACCUACGGACGUCAUCGUCAUCAUCAGACAAUUCAUAGAGACCCCGCUGAAAUCAACUCGCUCAGCACUGCAGCUCAUGGUCAAGCAGUAUAACGAUCUCUAUUGCCAGGAGCGCCCAUUCUCAUCAAUCUCGACAGGGCCAACCAAGCUGGAGAUUGUCUCUCUUUGGGCUCAGCGGAUCGGUUAUCCGGAAACCAAAGCCCCUCCUCACCUUACUGGUGUGGUUUUUGCGCAGUUACGUUUCCCUGCCGAUGAUCUUUUGAUCGGUGACGUGCACAGCAUCAGCUUUCCACAUGAGGCCGUAGGCAUGUUCCCAGCUUACAUCAAGGUCCUGGACCGCCGGUACGAGAUGCACUACACUGGACGCCAGGCUACGUGCUCUUUCUGCAAAGAGUACCGCCCCAACAAAGAGUUUCGCCACAGCCUCAGAGACUGCUCUCGGCGCAAGUGCUACCACUGUGGUGAAGCUGGCCACUUUAAAACUUCGUGUCCACGUAAUCAGCGAGACGGCCUCGAUGAGCAGGGGCCCUACUUUGACGAUGAUGUCAGUCCUGUCAUCCGCACCUCUCGCAGCCAGGUUAGCUAG
Molecule: messenger RNA, 1005 nt
Organism: Acaromyces ingoldii
Lineage: Eukaryota; Fungi; Basidiomycota; Exobasidiomycetes; Exobasidiales; Cryptobasidiaceae
Exons: 1
Coding region: 1-1005 (334 amino acids)
Molecular function (GO): nucleic acid binding; zinc ion binding
Source: RefSeq, a predicted model, not a curated record